AUAGUCCAUUCAUCCAAUCCAUACUUUUUUAACUUGCUGUCAAGAAUACUGUGGGAGAUAUCAAAAGCUUUGCUAAAGUCAAGGUAUAUCAUGUCCACCACUUUCACCAUAUCCACAGAGCCAGUGGAUUUCAUACAAGACAAUGGUACUCCUUUAGACCUGAGCAGAUAGUCAAAGUUAAGGGACUGACGGCUGCUCCAGUUGGGAGGAGAAUUUGACAGUGGACUCUGGGACCUUUAUAGCAGUCUUAUUUAUUUACAGUGUCCUGUUAUCUUGAGCCCAGGAGAGAUCAAAAAACUAACGAACAAAAACCCCAAACCAACCACUCAGUUCUGCCAGUCAUCUUAUUCAGGCUGGUUUACAUUUAACCUGAAUGCAGGGACGCUAAGUAGUUUAAAAACUAUACCUUUACUCAUCAUAUAACUUUUGAGAGGCUUCCAUGCCCCCUUUUUGCUUUAUGUCCCCGCCCAGACUCAUGUUUGGACAUGUACACUUUUGACCUGGUGGUCAUUUUGGGGGGAAAAAAAUGCAUCAGGACUAAAUGUAUAAAUAGUGCUUUGUGGGUUUUUUGUUUAUUUACAUUUAAAGCUGUUGUUAAGGUCAUUUCAAUAGGCCAAUAGCAUAAAGAAGCGUUAAGUCAUUUUAAAAUAAUUUAUGAAAUAAAGCAGAUUAUCUCUGAGAGAGAGUUAGCUACGUGGAAAGGCGACUGUAGAAAAACAGAGGGAUAAUAUUCAGAAAGAAGGGGGGAAGAGAAAGACCAAGAGAAUAUAAAGUGGAUUAUCAGAAAAUGUGAGAGAGAGAGAGUUAGUUACAUGAAAAGGGGAAAAAAGACAGAAGGAGAGAGGAAAAUAAAGUGGACAAAAAGAGAGAGUUGUAAAACAGCAAGAAAGGAAAAUGCGGCUCUCUGACCGAAUGGCAGGGAGAGAAAAUGAAGACGAUUAUUACAAAGUGUGUGAGAGUGUUUAAAAAAACAAGAAAGAUAAAAGCACCUCACCCCAAGAGCAGUCACUAAUCAAAUGCCAGUAAUUCCAGGACAGCAGCCUCAGACAAGCCAGGCUCAAGGCUGAACCAAUUAGAAGAUAUUCUUUCAAUGUGUCAUAGAAUAUUAAAAUGAAUGCAUUUCCCUGAACCAAUCAUAAUGGGCCAUAAUGGUGGGGCAUGGCUAUUCUCCAUUGCACUGUUUAAUCACUUUUGUUGAGCCAGUCAGGAAUGGCCUUCUGAGGACUGGAACAUUUGUAAACCCCCAAGCAAUGAUUGAUUGACCGGUGUGUGUAUAAAAAACCUACUUUUUUGCAAGGCAGUUUAAACUAGGAACCUGUAGGUUCCGAUCAUGGCCUUUUACAAGAUGCCUACAGAUGCCAAGAAGCUCAGAUUGCCUCUGGGAGCACCUACAUGUGUUCAGAAGAGAUAGCCUGCCUACACUUAUUUCCCUGAAGAGGCAUCACUGGUACCGAACCCCGCGUUCUAUCCAGAAAUCGAACCAAAGAACCAGGGAGACUCUGUGGGGCCAUCGCCUGUUGUAAAUAAGGCAAAAGAUGUAAAAGUACUUCAAGAUAGGAUGCAGAGGCAUUUGUUGCUGGCUAUGAUGCAGGCAGAGUUAAGGUCUGAGGAAGGAGAGGAAGAAGAGCCUGUAUAUAUGGUGGUGGCCAAGGUAUCGUUGGAGGAUGGUGAGGCCAAGAGUCAGGCAGUAACUGACAAUUGCUGGUCAAAUGGCAAUAUCAUCAUGAUAACUAAGCUGGAGUCAUACAGGAUUACAGCCAGGGUACGUAGCGAGUUGCCAUCAGAAGCAGAGCAGUCUGAGACAGAAUUGCAAGAUGAGUAACAGGGAUCAUAGAUGAGACGGAGAGACAGACAAUGCCCAACAGCAUGGUCACUAGGAAUGAUGACAUUUCAGAAACAGAAGAGGGGGUGAUCUAGACCUCUUUAGCGGAUUAGUCGGAUAAAGAGAACCAGCCUUCUGGAAGAAUAAAUCUGAUAUGUACAUGCUGCUUUUGCAAAAAGGAGACUUAAAAGAAAACCUAUAGCAAAGUUGUCUCAUUCCCUUGAGAGACGGGGAAAGGAAAUGGCUGGAGUGGAGCUGGUGACCUUUGAGGAUGUGGCUGUGUAUUUCACGGAGGAAGAGUGGGCUUUGCUAGACCUGGGUCAGAGAGCCCUGUACAGGGAUGUCAUGCAGGAGAAUUAUGAGACUGUGACCUCGCUGGCAAAACCUGACAUGAUCUCCCGGCUGGAACAAGGGGAGGAGCCGUGGGUCCCUGAUCUCCAGGGCUACGAGGAAGGGGAGAUCCUGAGGAAUGUCCACACAGAAGGUGAGGGGAUGAUGAGUGAGAAUGAGGAGGAGAAUCCUCAGCAGGAAGGUCCUGAGCAAGUGGAUCUACAUGGGAUGGUAUCCGGAAGAGCUGAAAAGGACAUUUCCCAGAAUCCUGAGGAGCCAGACAUCUGUGAGAGCCAGCACAGGCCAGAGAGGCAGCAGGAAAACCACUCAGGGGAGAGAUGGGCUAAAUCGACUCUCAGAAGCAGACGGGUCAAGAAAAUCAAAGAAACUGUUGAACAGAGAAACCCCACUAUAGAGAGACCCUACACUUGUGGGGAUUGUGGGAAAAGCUUCACUUGGAAAUCAGUCCUUAUUAUUCACCAGAGAAUCCACACAGGAGAAAGACCCUAUAAGUGUCUGCACUGUGGGAAAAGCUUCAGACAGAGUUCAGCCCUUAUUACACAUCAUACAAUCCACACAGGAGAGAAGCCCUAUAAUUGCCCUGACUGUGGGAAAAGCUUCAACUGCAGCUCAACCCUUAUUCAACAUCAUAGAAUUCACACGGGAGAGAAACCCUACAAAUGCAGUGACUGCGGGAAAAGAUUCAGUGUGAGCUCUCACCUUCUGUCACAUCAGAGAACCCACACAGGAGAGAGACCCUAUGAAUGCUCCAAGUGCAGGAGGAGUUUCAGUCAAAGUUCACAGCUUCUAUCACAUCAAAGAACCCACACGGGAGAGAGACCCUAUGAGUGCCCUGUGUGUGAGAAAAACUUCAGUAGGAGCUCAACUCUUAUUACUCACCAGAGAAUCCACACAGGAGAGAAACCCUACAAAUGCAAUGAGUGUGGGAAAAGCUUCAGUGUGAGCUCACACCUGCUAUCACAUCAGAGAACCCACACGGGAGAGAGACCCUAUGAAUGCCUCCAGUGCGGGAAAAGCUUCAGUCAGAGCUCACACCUUAUUAGACAUCUGAGAAUCCACACAGGAGAGAAACCCUAUAAUUGCCCCAACUGCGGGAAACGCUUCAGUCACAGCUCAUCCCUUACUAAACAUCAGAGAAUCCACACAGGAAAGUAAUGAUAUAACUACCCCAACUGUGGGAAAAGCUUCAGAGUUCAGAUUUCACUAAUCACCAGAGAAUCAACAUGGGGGGAGACACUGCAAAUGCAGUGAGUGUGAGAAAAGAUUCAGUCAAAGCUCACAGGUCCUAUCUCAUCAGAAGAGAGACCCUAUGAAUGCCCCUAGUGCAGGAAAAGCUUCAGAGAGGUCAAACCUUAUUAUUCACCAAAUAAUCUCAUGGGGGAGAAACUCUUUCAAUGUCCCGAGUGGGGGAAAAGUUUCAGAACGACUCAGCCCUUACUACACAAUAGAGAAUCCACAGUGGAGAGAGACCCUACAAGUGUAUGGACUGUAGUAAAAGCUUCCGUCAGAGCUCAGCCCUUAUUAUACAUCAUACAAUCCACACAGGAGAGAAGCCCUAUAUCUUCUCUGACUGAAGGAAAAUCUUCAGUUGAAGCUCAACUCUUAGUCAACAGCAGAGAAUCUACAUAGGAGAGAAACCCUACAAAUGCAGGGAGUGUGGAAAAAGCUUCAGUGUGAGCUCACAUCUUCUAUCACAUCAGAGAACCCACAGGGAAGAGAGACCCUAUAAGUGACCCAACUGUGGGAAAUGCUUCUGGCAGAGCCUAAACCUCAUAAGAAAUUCCACAAAGGACACACAUCAUAGAAGUGCCCUUGUUAGGGAUGACCUUUUCCAAUUCCCAUGAAUUUCAGACUAGGUUGGAAUAGCCAUGUAAUGAGGAUAUGCAAUGGGUAGUUAUUAAAACAGAAAAUGAAAUCACUUUAUUGGGACAGAGUUGUACAGAGCAAGAGGCUAGAAUGGGAUUAGAUUGUAACUUCUUGAGAAGUUCUGAACACUGAUCAUGCUCCAUUCAGGUGUUACACAUCUAGAACAAUCUUUAUGUUAUAUACUAUGACUUCUCAUUUAUUCUUGAUAGUGUUUUAGGCCCAAAUCCACCAUUGUGACACUCAGAUAAUUAUAAUGCCUAACUUUUAGGUUGUUCACAGGAACAACACUGGGAUCCACAAAGCCCAAGUUAGAUAUCCAGGCUCCCUAUACAAUGAAGGGGAAGAGAAUUAAUCUUAGAAUGUGAUUCACAAAAGCCUUUGCAUUAGGUGGGGAGCUGCCUAAGCUAAUCGGUAGGAGAUGCCAAUGAGAAGGGUAUGUUCUAAGCCCUGCCCAUCUCAUGGAGAUAGGCACCUAUCUCUGUUUCUGAUUCAUGAACUGGGGAAGUUAGACACUCCUCUGCUGAUGGCAUCCAAGCCAGUUGGUGUGUUCAGACAAAACAGCUGUGGUGGGAAAGGAGGAUCUCACUCAUAACUUUUAGCCCCAUCAUUAGGGCACUUGCCCAGGAUGUGGGAGACCUCCCCGACUUCAAGUCCCCCCUCCAUCUGAUGAAACAAAGGGAUUUGAGUGGUAUCUGUCACCUCUCAUGUGAGUGUGCCCUGGCCACGAAACUAUGGGUUAGUCUGAUACAGAGAUCCUUCAGUUUCUCCUUAUGAAACAGUUCCACUGGAUAUAAAUACUAAAAGAGUCCUUUGGCUAGAGAGAGAGAGAGUUGGAAUGACUCUGCAGCAUUGUGGUUAGGCAACCACCCCAUAAGGUAGGUAAUUGAGUCCAGUUCCUUUCCUCCAUUGACUCUCUAAGUUUCCUUGAAGACAGAAUCCUAAGUCCCACCAUGAAGGAGACUUCACACUGAACAACAGAAGGCAGGGUGAGAAAUUCCACCUAGUAAAAAGUGCAGAAGGAUUUAGGAAAUCCAUGCUUGUUGCUAAAAUUCCAUAGGGAAUUUAUGCACUUUGAAUGAAGUCAGAAUUUGUUCUUUCAGAGCAUAAUUAUUGUUUCCUUAGAACACUGAACCCAUUGGAGUUCAGAUCUAUUCCAUAAAUCCAGACUCUUGGGACAGUAGGAACUCUUACUUAGGCUUAUAUGACUUUGGUAUUUUCCAACAACUUCCACCCAACUAUGAAAAAUAUUGUAGUGUUUCAGUGAAAACACUGCCUCCAUCAAUGGGAGAGUUUCUCCCGAUGGCAUAGGUACUCCAUCUCUUGGAGAGGCAGUAGCUAGGUCAAUGGGAGAUUUCGUCCUUUGACCUAGCACUUUCUACACCGGGGGGUCAGAUCAGUUUAAAUGUGCAGCUGAGAGAGGAGGGAUUUUUCAGACCAAUGAGUAAUGUAGUCAGACCAACCUAAUUUCCUAAUGUAGCUCAAGCCUUAGAUCUCUCUCCCUUACAACAUUACACUCUAUGUGGGAGUGAGAAAAGCUAUCUUCUAACUUCAACAUCUUUAGUCAAUAUUUAUGUUCUAAAUUUUAGAAUACUUUUAUUCUAAUUUUAAUUGUGUGAUGUGUUUUUAACUACAAGAGUUAACAAAUGUGAUAAUACCUUAUAUUCCACACUAGCCUCAUUUCACCCUUGGGGUGGUAACUUAACUAGUUUAUCUUUGUCUAUUUUAAAUACCAAAAGUAGGUUACUUUGUGAUAGUUCUCUUUCUACACUUGAACAGUGUUUACUCAUUGGUAUACAGAAUUAUGUUUAAUAAGCUCUCUCUCUUUUCUGCCAAUUACUUCAAUCACCAGGAUCUUCCUGUCUGUUAACUCUAAGAAUACUCUCUCAGCCUGCUUGAUUAGCUGUCAUUUGAAUACCAUGGUUAAUCAAACUGCUUUCUGAAUUUUCACACUUGUAAAAUUGCCUAUUAGCUCCACUAAAUCAAAACUAAUCCUCUCUGCUCUGCACUGUUGUAUAAUAAUCACAUUGGGUGAUUCUUGUACCCCCACUUUUGUAUGUCAUUGUAGUAAUUUCCAGCUAGACAUGUUUAUCUAAACUCUGCUGAAUUUCGAGCUGUAGUAAUCAGAUGACUCUGAUUUUGCCUUAAAAAUCUUGCUUAGCCUCAAAAUACUACCUUUUUGAGACAGAAGUAAAAGUAGCAGCAAUGGUUUUGCUAGUUUUUGUUACAUUGACAAUACUUUCAGUUAUAUUCUCCUACCCAGCCUAUCUAGUUUUAUUCAGUGUUAGUUUAAAAGUUUGAAUAUCAAGUUGAAGUAUAAUUGUUGUAAUUUAUUUGCUUUACUGAGUUUAUACUUGGUUGUUUGUCCUGCUUUGAGCAGCGGGUUGGACUAGAUGACCUCCUGAGGUCCCUUCCAACCCUGGUAUUCUAUGAUUCUAUGUUCUGAUACUAUUGCUUUAAGUUUAGCUUUUAAAUUAUGUUAAUAAUUUUUAGUUACUAGUUAUUCUUAAUUAGGGCAAACAACCUCUUGAUGUGGUUUAUGAAUAUUUAAUGGAAUCCCAUUCUGAUUAUUUCUCAUAGCUGUUUCAAUUUUAUAUUCAGUUUUAUAACACUAGUCCAUUCAUAGAAUCAUAAAAAAAGUAGGACUGGAAGGGACCUGAAGAAGUCAUCAAGUACAGCCUCCUGCACUGAGACAGGACCAAGUAAACCUAGAUCAUACCUGAUAAGAAAUUGCAUAAC
Messenger RNA from Chrysemys picta bellii (western painted turtle), 6775 nucleotides. The record is from RefSeq and is a predicted model, not a curated record. NCBI's taxonomy places the organism in Eukaryota, Metazoa, Chordata, Testudines, Emydidae.